AUCAGCUCGUGACUUCGAGACGGUCAGUUCGCUCGGUUUUCAGGGCAGUGCGCGCUCUCGUUUUCCUCAGUUCGACGGUUUCAGUACGGUGCCAGGAAAAAGUCCUCCUACACGAUGGCCAGCAACACCCAGGGCAUCCAGCAGCUGCUGGCCGCGGAAAAGAAGGCCGCCGAUAAGGUGGGCGAAGCGCGCAAACGCAAGGCACGUCGUCUGAAGCAGGCCAAGGAUGAGGCCACGGAGGAAAUUGAAAAGUACCGCGCGGAGCGCGAUCGCACCUUCAAGGAGUUCGAAGCUAAGCACGUUGGAUCACGUGAAGGCGUUUCGAACAAGAUCGAUGCCGAUACCCGGGCUCGCAUCGACGAGAUGAACCGUGCGCUCGGCACCCAGAAGGAACCGGUUAUCCAGGAUGUGCUGUCGUUCGUGUACGCUAUCAAGACGGAGGUGCACAAGAACUACCGCCAGUAACCGGGAUCUCCG
Messenger RNA from Anopheles bellator, 477 nucleotides. RefSeq names its product V-type proton ATPase subunit G (gene Vha13). Gene Ontology annotation, cellular component: vacuolar proton-transporting V-type ATPase complex. Gene Ontology annotation, biological process: proton transmembrane transport. Bases 115 to 465 code for a protein of 116 amino acids. The record is from RefSeq and is a predicted model, not a curated record. Lineage: Eukaryota; Metazoa; Arthropoda; Insecta; Diptera; Culicidae. Gene Ontology annotation, molecular function: proton-transporting ATPase activity, rotational mechanism. The transcript has 3 exons.